Molecule: messenger RNA, 419 nt
Organism: Sipha flava (yellow sugarcane aphid)
Lineage: Eukaryota; Metazoa; Arthropoda; Insecta; Hemiptera; Aphididae
Exons: 2
Coding region: 117-407 (96 amino acids)
Biological process (GO): DNA integration
Molecular function (GO): nucleic acid binding
Source: RefSeq, a predicted model, not a curated record
UAUGACAUUAAUUUGUGACUUAAUUAUUUUUCCACACCAUACGCAUUAGACCCAGAAUUUAUACGCUACAAUUGUUGGCGUUUAAAACAAAAUCCUAAAAAGUCACAAUUAAUACCAUGGAGCAGACGGAGCGGGUUGUUAUAGAUGCAUUUACAAAGUGGUUGGAAGUAAAAGAGAUGAAAAGUAUAACGACGGACAACACCAUUUCUGAAUUGCGAGAGAUUUUUGGUAGAUGGGGGUUACCUUUAACGUUAGUUUCGGAUAAUGAAGCUCAAUUGACUUCAAAUGAAUUCGCUACGUUUUUAAAAAGUAAUGGCUUAGUACAUUUGCGCACAGCUCCGGGACACCCUGCUACAAAUGGUGUGGAAGAAAAUGCAGUUAAAACAACUAAACGUGUGGUGACGUAAACAACGCACCGC